GAUUCCCACUUCGUGGACCCCCCUCAGGGCUUUUGCGUAAGAAAACGUCACAGCCAGGACGUAUAUAAACUCCCGUCUUGAAUCUGUUCACGCACUUGCUCCUGAUUAUUGCAAAUACUCAGCCAAUAUGAAGUUUGCUUUGGUCUUCCUCGUCGCACUCGUGGUUGCUGUUUCCGCAGCUCCCGAGUACACCUCCAAAUUCGACAACAUCGAUCUGGAUCAAAUUUUGAACAAUGAUCGUUUGUUGAACAAUUAUAUCAGUUGUCUUUUGAAAGACACUGGUUGCACCCCCGAUGGCAAAGAACUCAAAACUGUACUUCCUGAUGCUCUGGCCACCGAAUGCGUCAAUUGCACUGAGAAACAGAAGAAAGGCUCAGAGAAAGUAAUCCAAUUUUUAUCCGACAAAAAACCUGAAAUUUGGAAACAACUUUUGGACAAGUACGACAAAGACGGAUCAUACAGGGCAAAAUAUGGAGAGCAUGCUAAGAAAAUUGGAGUUGAGGAGCACAAGUACACUACUAAGUAUGAUAAUAUCAAUGUGGAUGAGGUACUAAAAAGCGAGAGGCUCGUUACCAACUACGUGGGAUGUUUUCUUGAUAAAAAUCCUUGCACCCCCGAUGCUGCUGAACUCAAAAGAAAUCUUCCAGAUGCUUUGGAAACUGAAUGUGCAUCGUGCAGUGAAGUUCAAAAGGUAGGUUCGGAUAAGUUUUGUGAAUUCUUGAUUAAAAACCGCAAAGAAGAUUGGGAUAAACUAGAAGCCAAAUACGACCCGUCUGGAUCCUACAGAAAUAAAUAUUUGGCUAAUAAAGCCCAAGAGGAAAAAUCUGAAUAAAAAUUUGAUUUCGGAUUUUGGCAUUGCACCUGGCGAAUGGAGAAGAUUUUCAGAUAUGACAACUUUAGUAAUAAUUUUGAUGUUUUAGUUAUUAGAACUAUCCAACCAAUAACACUACAAAUGAUUAUUCGUACUGUACUUAAAGAAUAAUUUAGCACUUGAUAAUUGUAGA
Messenger RNA from Belonocnema kinseyi, 1004 nucleotides. RefSeq names its product ejaculatory bulb-specific protein 3-like. The transcript is spliced from 5 exons. The record is from RefSeq and is a predicted model, not a curated record. NCBI's taxonomy places the organism in Eukaryota, Metazoa, Arthropoda, Insecta, Hymenoptera, Cynipidae. The coding region runs from base 128 to 832 and encodes 234 amino acids.